UGCAUGCGGAAGAUUACAAUGAAUGGGGUCGGCGUUUUUGGGAGAGAUGAAUGUAUCUUCCCGUUUCAUAAAGUAAAGGCUCUCUCAGCCUUUCAUUCCCAUUUCCAAAUCUCUCCUCUCUUUCUCUUUCUCUCUCUCUUCCUCUCUUACAAACCCCUUUCUCUCUCUAGAACUUCAUAUUCUUCGUAUGAUGAUUACUCGCUCCUGUUGAUCUCUGUGAUGCAUUCAGUUGCCACCUCGAAUCUGGUCUUUGCUCUGGUUUUUUUGGCCCUGGUUCUUGAGGUUUCUGUUUCUCCCGGCUCCCUGAGGUUACUUGGACCCCAUCCAUGUCUACUCUUGUCAAGUACAGUGGGGAUGACCGCCAUGGAGGGCCUCUAUACUCUUCGGGCCUCAUGGAUUCGAGCCUCUUUCUCUCUCUUGCUCCUAACUUGGAUGUCUAUUGCCCUCCACGAAAGAGAUCUCGUGUCACGGCUCCCUUUGUUUUAUGGGAAAACAAUACCAACUUUCAAAGGAAACCUUCUCUCGACAAUCUUCCCGAUGAGUGCCUCUUUGAGAUACUCAGAAGGGUUAAUACCAGUCGUGAUAGGAGUGCAUGCGCCUGUGUUUCCAAGCACUGGCUCAUGCUUCAGAGCACCAUCAAGAGGGUGGAAGUAGUUGCUGAUUCUAAGCUUACAUGCUCUGAUGCUUUGGCUAACCAAGAGGAUGUUGCCUCUUUUGAAAUUGAAGAGAAUGGUGAUUCCAAUGGUUAUCUUUCGAGGAGCUUGAGGGGAAAUAAGGCCACUGAUGUUAGGCUUGCAGCCAUUGCAGUGGGAACAGGUGGCCGUGGAGGUCUGGGAAAGCUUUUGGUAGGAGGAAGCAACCCCACUCGUGGGGUCACCGAUCUUGGCCUAUCGGCCAUUGCUCAUGGGUGCCCUGCUCUCAAAGCUCUCUCGUUGUGGAACACACCCUUUGUCAGUGAUGAAGGGCUCUCUGAGAUCGCUGAUGGCUGCCCCCAAUUGGAGAAGCUUGACCUUUGCCAGUGCCCAAGGAUCACUGACAAGGGUUUGAUCGCUGUCGCAAAGAAGUGCCCGAGCUUGACAACCAUGAAUCUAGAAUCAUGUGAGAAAAUUGGGAAUGGGGCUUUGAAGGCCAUAGCUCAGAGCUGCCCAAACUUGAGGUCGGUGUCUAUUCAUGGUUGUCCUCUAAUUGGAGAUCAAGGAGUGGCUUCUCUCGUGUCAUUGGCCACUCAUGUCUCAAAGAUCAAGCUUCAGUCUUUGAAUAUCACUGAUGUUUCUCUUGCAUUGAUUGGACACUAUGGAAAGGAAAUCGAGGAUUUGGGCCUUGUGGGCCUUCAUAACGUAAGCGAGAGGGGUUUCUGGGCUCUUGGAAAUGCUCUUGGAUUGCAGAAGCUGAAGCUUUGCUCCAUUGCCUUGUGCAUGGGGAUCACAGACUUGGGUCUCGAAGCCAUAGGCCGUGGCUGCCCAAACCUGAAGCAGUUGUGCCUUCGAAGGUGUUCCUCCCUCUCUGACAAAGGGCUUGAAGCCUUCACCCAAUCUGCUGUUUUGCUCAAGAGCCUUCAGUUGGAGGAAUGCAAUAAGAUCACACAGAUGGGGCUCUUGGCUUCUCUUUUUAACUGUAGGGGGAAUCUCAAUUCUCUCUCUCUGGUGAAAUGCAUGGGUAUCCGUGACUCUCUUGUGGGUUUGGCCCCAUUGUCCACAUGCAACUCUCUGAAGUCCCUUAGUGUUCGACAUUGCUCAGGUUUUGGCAAUGGUUGCUUGGACAUCCUUGGAAAAGCUUGUCCUCAAUUGCAAAACUUAGACCUGAGUGGCCUUUGUGGUGUGACGGAUGAUGGGUUUGUAGCUUUGCUUGAGAGUCGUGAGGCCUUGCUGUUGAAGGCCAAUCUUAGUGGCUGCAUCAACCUGACCGACCGCUCAGUUAUGGCCUUGGCCAAGCUCCAUGGCGAGAGCCUUGAGCUUCUUAGUUUCGAAGGUUGCGGAAAGGUAACAGACAGUGGCUUGAUGGCUGUCUCUUCCUUCUGUGUUUGUCUCAAGGAUUUGGACAUUUCAAGGUGCACGAUCACCGACAAUGGAUUGGCUUAUCUCUCUCGAGCAAAGGGGCUCAGGCUGCAAAUACUUUCACUCUCUGCCUGCUUGGGCAUUACGGAUAAGAGCCUCCCCCUUCUUGGCAACUUUGCUGGCUCACUUGUGGGCCUGAACCUUCAAAACUGCAAAAUGGUGAGCAAUGGAGCUGUGGAGCUCCUUGGCGAGCAGCUUUGGAGGUGUGAUAUCCUCUUCUGAUCCACCACUCUUAAGCAAUCGAGUCGAACCGGUAUUGGGUUCAGCCCUAAGUGGAUUUCGACGGAAUACAGUUUGAAUCUGGAUAUGAUUCUAGGGUUUAGGAUUUAAGGUUUCUGUUUGUUUUUGGGCCCAUUUGUUUCUGUCCUUUGCAAUGGGCUUUCUCUAUGUAGAAAACCAGGAGGGGUUGUUUUCCAAGGUCUCUUGUAUUCAGCCUUUUUUGCAGGUCUCCAUUCUUUUCUAGAGGGAGAAACCUGUUUCCACAGUUGUGGUUUUCACCACUUUUGGCUGGUCCGAGUCCCUUGAGAACGGUUUGUUACUCUCUCUCUCCUCCUGGUUCCGGGGUUCUCUCUCUUUGGUUUUGGUGUCGUCUUUUCGGGUCACUGGUAGUGGUUUUUUUAUAGGGUCCUGGUUCUCAUCACCUUCACUUGUUUGGUGGGUGUUUUAGCCAAGCCUCAUAUUUGGCCAUGUUGGUGUGGCUGUAGCUUUGUAGGUGUUUCUCACUCUACUCUUCUCUCUCUCUUUAUCUGAGGAAAGGAGGGAAGUGGGGUUUGUGUGUCCUGUGUUUUGGGGGCAGUUCAUUUGGUGUCUGGUGAAAUUCAUGGGCCUAUGGCAGCAAGUUUCUAAUUGAAUCUGCCAUUUUUACAAAACUCCCUUUGGUUUUAGAGGGUGGCUUUGUUUUUUGCCCAAGUCCUAGUUUUUAACAGGCUGCCACUACGAGAACUGUACUCCACCACGUUAUAUAUGAAUGAAAUAAUAGUGAAUUUCAAUGGUA
Amborella trichopoda is the source of this 3048-nucleotide messenger RNA. It is a transcript of the gene EBF1, whose product is annotated as EIN3-binding F box protein 1. The record is from RefSeq and is a predicted model, not a curated record. Gene Ontology annotation, molecular function: protein binding. NCBI's taxonomy places the organism in Eukaryota, Viridiplantae, Streptophyta, Magnoliopsida, Amborellales, Amborellaceae. Gene Ontology annotation, biological process: SCF-dependent proteasomal ubiquitin-dependent protein catabolic process. Gene Ontology annotation, cellular component: SCF ubiquitin ligase complex.